GGAGAAUUCCGAGGAGAAUUCCAAACAAAGUUUUUCUCUCUGCUUUUCCGGGAUUUUUUCACAAAAACUCAGCAAAUAAUUGUAAAAUGUCUGAUGUGGAUGAUGAUUUUAUGUGUGAAGAUGAGGAGGAUUAUGGUUUGGAGUACUCAGAGGAUAGUAAUUCAGAGCCCGAUGUGGAUCUGGAGAAUCAGUACUACAACAGCAAGGCGCUGAAGGAGGACGAGCCGGAGGCCGCCUUGGCAUCCUUCCAGAAGGUGCUGGACUUGGAGAAUGGCGAGAAGGGCGAGUGGGGCUUUAAGGCGCUGAAGCAGAUGAUCAAAAUCAACUUCAAGCUGGGCAAGUACGUGGAGAUGAUGACACGAUACAAGCAAUUGCUCACAUACAUCAAGAGCGCCGUGACGAGAAACCACUCGGAAAAGUCAAUCAACAGCAUUCUGGAUUACAUUUCCACGUCCAAGAAUAUGGAAUUGCUGCAGAACUUCUAUGAGACAACUCUCGAUGCCCUCAAAGAUGCCAAAAAUGAUCGGCUGUGGUUCAAGACCAACACAAAAUUGGGAAAAUUGUAUUUUGAUCGCAAUGAUUUCACCAAACUGCAGAAGAUCCUCAAGCAACUGCAUCAGUCUUGUCAGACGGACGACGGUGAGGAUGACCUGAAGAAGGGCACGCAAUUGCUGGAGAUCUACGCUCUGGAGAUCCAAAUGUACACCGUGCAGAAGAACAACAAGAAGCUGAAGGCGCUCUACGAGCAGAGCCUGCACAUCAAGUCCGCCAUUCCGCAUCCGCUGAUCAUGGGCGUGAUCCGGGAGUGCGGCGGGAAGAUGCAUCUGCGCGAGGGGGAGUUCGAGAAGGCGCACACGGACUUCUUCGAGGCAUUCAAGAACUACGACGAAUCGGGCUCACCACGGAGGACGACGUGCUUGAAAUACCUCGUGCUGGCCAACAUGCUAAUGAAGUCGGGCAUCAAUCCUUUUGACUCGCAAGAGGCGAAGCCGUACAAGAAUGAUCCCGAAAUUCUCGCCAUGACGAAUCUCGUGGUGUCGUAUCAGAAUAACGACAUCAAUGAGUUCGAGUCGAUCCUGCGGAAUAAUCGCAACAAUAUCAUGGAUGAUCCGUUCAUCCGGGAGCAUAUUGAGGAUUUGCUGCGCAACAUCCGGACACAGGUGCUGAUUAAGCUGAUCCGGCCGUACACGCGCAUCGCCAUUCCCUUCAUCUCCAACGAGCUGAACAUCGAACCCGCCGAGGUGGAGAGUUUGCUGGUGUCGUGCAUUCUGGACAACGCCAUCCACGGGCGCAUCGACCAGGUGAAUCAGGUGCUGGAGCUGGACCAGGAGACGCUCUGCACCACACGCGACUACGCCAUGGAGAAGUGGUCCAACCAGAUUCACUCACUCCAACUCGCGGUGAUCAACAAGAUGUCCUAGAAAGCACACGUCUGCAAGUCCAACUCUCACACGCGCACUCUCCAAGUGAUCUCGCGGCAUGGUAGCUGAGAAGAGCGAAUAAAAGAGAGUCAAAUGAA
Molecule: messenger RNA, 1519 nt
Organism: Phlebotomus argentipes
Lineage: Eukaryota; Metazoa; Arthropoda; Insecta; Diptera; Psychodidae
Gene: alien
Product: COP9 signalosome complex subunit 2
Exons: 4
Coding region: 87-1421 (444 amino acids)
Biological process (GO): protein deneddylation
Cellular component (GO): COP9 signalosome
Source: RefSeq, a predicted model, not a curated record